GAACUAUAGGACUUUGGGCACCGCUCAUUGGCAUCCAGUGAAGUGCACUGGCAUCCAGCACCGCACAAGCCACUUAUAACUGCAUUAUAUUAUUGUGAUGGAAUAUAGCUCUAGUCUGUGAGCAUCCACCAAGCUCUAUAGACAUGGGAUAUAUCCUCUGGACCCUGCUAUUUUCUAUAACAUAUACCACAAAUGCAAUGAGACACAGUGGUACAGAGGACAUUGGAGAUUACAUUGGAACUAAUCUUGAUAUAGCCUGGAUGCCAAGUUUGGAAGGGUUGAUGAAAGGAUAUGCAAGGAAAUUCCGACCCGGCAUUGGAGGUCCUCCUGUGAUCAUAGCUGUAGACAUUGAAGUGACCAGCAUUGACCACAUCUCUGAAAUAAACAUGGAAUACACAAUGACAGUGUUCCUACGUCAGAGCUGGAGAGAUGAAAGGCUUUCGUACAACCACACCAACAAAACUCUUGGCUUCGACAGCAGAUUUGUGGAGAAACUUUGGCUCCCAGACACGUUUAUAGUGAACGCCAAAUCUGCCUGGUUUCAUGAUGUCACGGUAGAAAACAAACUAAUCCGACUACAGCCAGAUGGUGUCAUCUUGUACAGCAGUAGAAUCACAUCAACAGUCUCAUGUGACAUGGACUUAACAAAGUACCCAUUAGAUGAGCAAGAAUGCAAGCUGGACCUGGAAAGCUAUGGCUAUUCUGCUGAAGACAUUCUCUACAACUGGUCAGAAACCCAAGAACAGAUCCAUGGACUUGAUAAGCUUGAGCUGGCACAAUUCACCAUUACUGACUACAAAUUCACCAAAGAAGUGAUGAACUUCAAAUCAGCAGGCCAGUUUCCCAGAUUGACUCUAUGUUUUCAGUUGAAAAGAAAUCGGGGGAUGUACAUCAUUCAGUCGUAUGUUCCAUCCAUCUUGCUUGUGGCCAUGUCAUGGGUUUCAUUUUGGAUCAGUCAGUCUGCCGUUCCUGCAAGAGUAUCACUUGGCAUAACUACUGUGCUUACUAUGACAACUCUUAUGGUCAGUGCACGUUCUUCACUUCCCAGGGCAUCUGCUAUCAAAGCUCUGGAUGUCUACUUCUUGAUUUGCUAUGUGUUCGUGUUUGCGGCGCUUGUAGAAUAUGCAUUUGCCCACUUCAAUGCCGAUUAUAUGAAGAAGGAGAAGAAGAUGGUGAAACCCAAGAGGAAAAGCAAGGUAACCCUCCAGGAUGGUAAGGACGCCAUUGUUCUAUUCUCCGUUUCAAUAUUGGGAGUCAAUUGUAAACACGUACAUAAAGAGACAAUAAUUCCAGGCACAAUAAGUGAUCCCCCAGAAGGCAGAAGACGACGUGAACUUACACCGGGAUACAAAGGAAGGCUGAAAAUUCACCUGAAACCCAUAGAUGCUGAUACAAUUGAUGUAUAUUCUAGGGCAGUUUUUCCAGCAACCUUUGCCGCUGUGAAUAUUAUUUACUGGGCGGGUUAUACACAUUAAGGGUAGAAUUUCAAAUAAAAUAUAUACAGAUUUAUUCACCAAUACAUACUACUCAUGAUUUCUGAAUACAGAUUAUAGAGCCUGGUAUUUUAUGAUUACAGUCUAUGCUAGUUAUUCAUAUAUAUAGAUAUGUAACCAUUAUUAUAGCAUAACUAUUAAUCUCUACAUUUACCUCCUUUAACAUUUCAGGCAAUAAGGUCAUUUAUGUAUAUGGUGUUUACCAGGAUAUAUUUGUAUAAAAGUAGCAUGCAGAAUAAAACUCUAAUACAGUGAA
Messenger RNA from Hyla sarda, 1749 nucleotides. It is a transcript of the gene GABRD, whose product is annotated as gamma-aminobutyric acid type A receptor subunit delta. Gene Ontology annotation, cellular component: neuron projection; GABA-A receptor complex; synapse. Gene Ontology annotation, biological process: nervous system process; signal transduction; regulation of membrane potential. The transcript has 9 exons. The record is from RefSeq and is a predicted model, not a curated record. Gene Ontology annotation, molecular function: neurotransmitter receptor activity; GABA-A receptor activity; extracellular ligand-gated monoatomic ion channel activity. Lineage: Eukaryota; Metazoa; Chordata; Amphibia; Anura; Hylidae. The coding region runs from base 144 to 1475 and encodes 443 amino acids.